UCUCUAAUGGAUAUUAAUACACGGUGAUAAUAGGAUUGGCAGGGUGAUGCCCUGAGGUUUAGUGAUGGUGAGCCACUCCAUUCACACACACUAUCAUUUCUACUGCUGGCCUUGAAGGAUGAGGGAUCCGCAACUACCAGGACUCAAAUCCAGACUAGCAUGGCCGAAACGCAAGGACAAGGAGGAUAAGAAAGCCAAGCCAAGUGAGACGAGUGUAACGCCAUUGGACAAAACACCGAAAGUCCUUUCAACCCAUCCUAUUAUACCAGAACUGACCCCAGAACAGAGGAUGAGGCAGACACCAUUUGAAAGGGUGCUUUAUGACAUGAACCAUGACCAGAGGGUAGUCAACGACCUCAUACUGGGCCGGAGGAUCUCCUUCUACGAGCUCAGGGGGGAAAUAGGGUGUGGGAACUUCUCCCACGUUAGAUUGGGUAUCCAUGCCCUGACUAAAGAGAGGGUCGCGAUCAAGAUUUUGGAUAAGCUUCGGCUGGACAAGAAGUCUCAGUCCCUGUUUGCCACAGAGAUCAGCUGUAUGGAGAAGCUGUCCCACCCUAACAUUGUUCGUCUCUAUGAGGUGAUUGAGACCACCAAGCGCCUGUACCUGGUGAUGGAGUAUGGUAGUGGAGGAGACCUCUACUCACGUAUCACCAACCGGGGGCGUCUGUCUGACCUGGAGACCAAGCUCAUCUUUGCCCAGAUCAUCUCUGCCAUCAAACACAUGCAUGACAACAACAUCGUCCACCGAGACCUGAAAGCAGAGAACAUAUUUUACACCACCAGCUACUGCAUCAAGGUGGGAGACCUUGGCUUCAGUAUCGUGAGUGCUCCAUCUGAAGUCCUCACCACGUUUUGUGGCUCCCCACCCUACGCCGCUCCAGAGCUCUUCAAAGACAAAGGCUACGUGGGUCGUUACGUGGACAUCUGGGCCUUGGGAAUCCUGCUUUACUUCAUGGUCACCGCCACCAUGCCUUUCCACGCCGACAACCUUGGUCGUUUGAAGCGCUGUAUCAUGCAGGGAGCCUACGCCUUCCCUGACUGUGUACCCAACCCCUGCCAACUGGUCAUAAAAGGCAUGCUGAGGUCCGUGCCCGCUGACCGUGACCCCAUCUCCCUGAUAAUGACCAGCACGUGGCUGAAGAGCAUUGAGUACCCUCGGGCGUACGCCCCCCUGCCCCAGACACCCUUUCAUCUGGCUGAAACCUCCCAGGUCCUGUGUGUGGAGGAGCAGGAGGUGAAGUCGGCCCUGUCUGAUCUGGGCAUCAAGGGAGUCCACCUGCAGAACAACACCUAUACAGACAAUCGCAGCCCCCUGACGGGGACGUACCGUAUCCUCCUCCACCGUGUCCAGAAGAGGAGGUCUGUGGAGGCAGUGGGAUACGCAGCCCUUUACCCUGAGGACUUUGGCAGUAAGAACGGCAGGACGACCACUGCUGUUAUGGACAAGCACAACCCUACCAGUGUCUGUGUUAUCCUAUAGACCAGGGAUUUUGCAACAGUUUUUGAACCAGGGACUGGAAAAUUAUGGAUCUUCUCUUUGGAUUAAAACAAACCAUUUUGGUGGGCCACUUAUAAUGAAAUUGAACACUUCAGAAGUGAAGUUCUCCCAUAACUAUGAACUAUCUGAGGGACCUGUCAGCAACUUCUCAGGAACCAGUGCUGCUCCAUGGACCUCCAUGGAGGUUGGGAAAUAAUGCUACAGAGUCUGGCCUCCUGUAUAGCCAGGCUCCACCAGAAGAGAAUCACAAGACAAACACACACCACAAACGCACACACACAUACACACACUACACUCACGGAUUUGUUGUCGCAUAUUCAUCGCAGUACAGAUGAUAGAUAGAUAAAUAGCACCAUCUUGUGCUCACAUUAAUCAUUACAUUUCAGUACUCCUAAGAAAUCUGUGACAGAAAGAUACAAUGGUGAAAAGGUUGAGAUUUCAGGGUUGUACUGUAAAGCACAUUAAUUAUAUUACAGCUUUAUGUACUAAAAGGCUACAGUAAUUGACUUCAGCUUGUUGCGAUGUUACAUCACUCAAUAGGUCUAUGUUUUGUACAAUUGGCUUACAGCGAGAGACGAAGGAUUAAUAAUACUAUCAGCAUCUUCCAAGCCUACUUAGUCCUGUGCUUCGUCAAAAUAUAACUGGGGUCGUGCUUGUGGAAGGACAUGGCUAAUUUGUCUUAGCUGUGAUAAAGGAAAAGUGCUUUGUUCAGAUAGCAAUUGUAAGGGAGUCAGGCAUGAAGCACUGGCCAAUGCUCUGAUAUUUGGAUUACAAUACUUAGGUUUAUCCUCAAAGACUUGUAUGCCUUCAACAUUAAUGUAAAUAUAACCAAUAUAAUCUUUAGGUAAAUUCACAAGCUCUAUUCACAAGUACAUUGAAAAAUUUGUAAAAUAUAGAUGUGCACAGUUCUUUAUUUAGGCUAUUCAGUGGUUUGGAAGUGCAAUGUUUUGUCUGAAGAUGAAUAUCUUUAUUAUGAUAUAAUGUAAUUAAAAUGCAGUAGCACAUUGCUUAUGCAGAUAUUUUUGUAUAGUCAUUUUAUAAAUGCUUUACUGAUAUACUUGAUGUGGAUUAAGUAUAUCAGUAAAGUAUUUAUAAAAUGUUAAUAAAUAUUAUUUGCCAUUGGAUGUGCCCAUUAAUGCUCAAGAGAAAUGUAAUUUGAAUAUAUGCCUGAGAUGAGUAAAAAAUAAUAAUAUUGCAUUGGUAUUGCUAUACCAUUUAAAUAAUUAAAAAUAAAUAAAACAUACACAUCAAGACAAAUUCAUAAAAAGAAAAUAUAAUAAUCAAUCACCUCUUGUGAGUUCAAGGGGCAUCCCUGGUGCUAGUAACAGUGGAAAGGUCUUUAGGGAAGACUGACAAGUUUAUAUUGUGAGUAUCCCCUAAGUGGAAAUCUGAGCAGCAUUUGAAUAUCAUCUGUGUACUUGAAGCACAUAUUUGUUCAUUUUUUACAGAAAAUAGAUACUAGAGAGUAUGUUGUUCUAUUAUCUGUCAAAGUCAAUAAAAGUAUAAAACUUCCAAAGCCUUUUUAGAGGUUUUGCAGGUUCUUAUGAGGUCACUCAUA
Molecule: messenger RNA, 3056 nt
Organism: Oncorhynchus masou masou (cherry salmon)
Lineage: Eukaryota; Metazoa; Chordata; Actinopteri; Salmoniformes; Salmonidae
Product: serine/threonine-protein kinase NIM1
Exons: 4
Coding region: 119-1480 (453 amino acids)
Biological process (GO): intracellular signal transduction; microtubule cytoskeleton organization; protein phosphorylation
Cellular component (GO): cytoplasm
Molecular function (GO): ATP binding; protein serine/threonine kinase activity; tau-protein kinase activity
Source: RefSeq, a predicted model, not a curated record